AGCUGCCUAACCUGUUUUCUUGCAACCCUAAUGGAUUAUAUUUUACUUCCCGUUUCCUUAGCAGAGAUGAAGUAUCGGAGUGCUUUUCCUGCUCACCACCAGAGCAGACAGCUCCCGUUCCUCUAGUCCUCCUGGCAGCCAGGGACAAAGCAUCCGCUCAGAUGCGGGAAACCCAGUCAUGUUAAGACACAGCCUGAUUUUUUUUGCUUUUGGACUAACAUUAAUGGGAAAACCUUUUUGGAUAAAAGGUGUCUCCUCUGAACAGACAUCCAGGCUCUCUGCACUAGAAAUAAUUAUUCCUCGAAGCCUGACACACAGAGAGAGACAUUACCCUCUUUUUCACAAGGAGCAUUUGGAUGACAAUCUUUCUUACUCAAUCCACACCAGAAAUGGAAUGUAUCUUCUAAAACUGAAGAAAAAUAAACAGCUUGUUAGUGAAGACUUUGUGCUGUACACGUAUGGGGACAGUGGGAAACUGGAAGCAACACAAUCAAAACCCAAGACACACUGUUAUUACCAUGGCUACGUUGAAGGAAUUGCUGACUCAAUGCUUGCGCUUAGCACAUGCGAUGGCCUCAGAGGACUUCUCUACAUCGGUGGCACAUGGUACGGAAUGGAACCGCUCAACACAUCCAGCACAUUUGAACACACAUUUUACCAGUUAGAAGAUACACAGGAUAUCCCUUUCCAGUGUGGUGUGCUGAAUGGCAGCUUCCAUCACGAGAUGUUUGUGAAGCACUCUGUGAAAUACGCAUUUUCAUCAAACAGUACCUCUAGCAGGGAACAGCUUUUGAGGAAGAAGCGAGCUGUCUUGCCCCAGAGAAACUAUGUGGAAUUAUUUAUGGUCGUGGACAACCGCAGGUUUUUGUUGAAGGAAUCUGAUCCUGCUGCAGUGCAAAAGGAAACGGUGGAGCUCAUUAAUUACGUGGAUGGGAUGUACAGAGCAUUAAACAUCCAGAUUGUUUUGGUUGGAUUAGAGAUCUGGACUGACAGAGACCACAUCUCUGUAAUGAAUGGCUCAGCUGGAGAUGUACUCAGUAGAUUCGUGUCUUGGAGACAGAAAGUUCUACUUAAACGAUCAAGAAAUGAUGUCAGCCAUCUCCUAAUAGGGAGAAGCUCUUACAGUGGAUCCAUUGGGAUGGCUUUUGUGGGUACUGUCUGCUCACAAGUCCGGGGAGGGUCAAUCAGCACUUUGAAUCAUAACAAUAUGUUACGUCACGCAACAGUAGUGGCACAUGAACUGGGGCACAACCUCGGAAUGAAGCACGACGAUAAGCGGUGUCCUGCAUCCUACAUUAUGCACGGCACAGAGAAUGGAUCCAGGAAUUUCAGCACCUGCAGCGCUGAUGAUUUUGAGAACCUUAUUCUAAGUGGAGGAGGAAUCUGCCUUAGAAAUCCUCCCCAAGCAAGCAGUGUUUACAAAGAACCUGCCUGUGGGAAUAAUGUGGUUGAUCACAAUGAAGAAUGCGACUGUGGCAAACCACAGGAAUGCACCGACCCUUGUUGUGACGCUGCAACCUGCAAACUCAAGCCGGGAUCGCAGUGCGCGCAAGGACUGUGCUGUGAAAAGUGCAAGUUUAAAGUGGCGGGAGCAGAAUGCAGGCCGAAAAUGGAUCCCUGCGAUCUCCCCGAGUACUGCAACGGCAGCACUGCCUACUGCCCCGAGGACACUUACAUCAUGAACGGUUACCCAUGCAACAACAGGAAGGCCUAUUGCUACUAUGGGGUGUGCCGGAGCUUUGAUUCCCAAUGUGAAUCCAUAUAUGGAAAAGGGGCACGGAAAGCACCUGAUGUAUGCUUUGAGAAAGCAAAUAUCAAAGGAGAUAGGUUUGGCAACUGUGGGAUGAGAGGCGGAGUGUACAAGAAGUGCUCUGUUCAGCACAGUCUGUGUGGCAAACUGCAGUGCACAUCCGUGAGUCUGCAAAACCUCCCUGCCUGGAGCGUCAUCAAUAACGCCUCAGGGGUGUUAUGCUGGUCUUCUGACUUUGACUUGGGAUCCGACGUCCCUGAUCCUGCUCAAGUUCAUGAUGGAACGGCCUGUGGAGAAAACAAGGCCUGUAUAGAUUUUGAAUGUGUUAACGCAAGUCAUCUGGGCUACAACUGUGAUGUGAAGCAGAAGUGCAACAACAAUGGGGUGUGCAACAACAACGACAAUUGCCACUGCAACGCGGGGUGGGCGCCUCCGCUCUGCGACCGGUUGGGCUAUGGUGGCAGCGUGGACAGCGGCCCAGCGCACAUCGACACCUCACUUCGGGAUGGUCUUCUUGUUUUCUUCCUCCUUGUGUUGCCAAUAGCAGUUGUCACCAUCAUGGCAGUAAUCAAGCGGGAUGCAAUAAAAAGGAAGUUUUGCAGGAAAAGCAGAAGACAACAGAGGGAUAACAACGUGCAGCAACCAAAGCAAAGUAACGGACUGAGUCAUCACACAAGGAAUGAUCAGCCCGCUGCAUCAAGGCCUGAUUUUUUUACCAUCUCGCAUUUCCCUGCUCCAAGGCAGCCAGUACAGACGCAGUUUCCUGCAGCUCCUCCAGGACCCGCACAACCCACAGUCCCACCUCGACCAGCAGCCUGAAAAGCUUCCUGGGAACCUGCAGCCAGCUCCAAAGAGCAACUGGUCUGAAAAAGAAAACAAAGAUUGCAGUCCUCCAGUCCUCUCCUCGUGCAGCCAAAGCACCCUCUGAGAGCACCGACCUCUGCGAAAGACCUGAUGCUAAGAGGCACCGAACACAGGCUUUGUAACUUCCCACAAUUUUGCUGUUGCUGUAUUUGUGCCUCUUCUACCUCAACUCUCAGUUUAAGUGAGAAGCCUGAAGCUCAGCUCCUGGAGCAAAUCAGAGAACAGGGCUCUCCAGGAGUGCAGCCGCACUUGCAGGCCACAGAGAAGGGAACUCCAUUAUUCUGACACAAUUGAUUCCCCUCCACCCAGAUGCUGCUGUGCAAACAACAGCGCGGGUUGAGCUCUUGGGGAGCAAAGCCUGCCUGCUCCCCACAGCCGUGCGCAGCCGGGCCCUCCCGGGGCUGCUGCACGCAGCUGUACCCCUGUGCUGUGCACCUCAGGGCAGUUCCCAGGCCUUGCUCCAAUCCCUACCUCUGGGAUAGCCAUUCCAAAAGCUGGGAUCCAGGUCCCGCUUCUCGUUACUGACCAGCCACAUCAGUUCAGUGUAGAAGCAUUUUAUUUUAACAAAAGUCACAAAGCCCUUGAAGGACUAUAAAUGGUGCAGUGAAGAGGAAACAACCGAUAGCAGCAGAAGGCUAUGGCUGUAUGCCCAGAAGCUGAGAGGGAGGUGUAAGUUAGAAAAGUAGAAAUCAUGAUAACUUAGGGGAAAAACAUGUAAAAUAUGCAAAGCUAAGUAACCAAGUAAGGACUUGAUCUAGGCGUGUGGACUGUAGCAACUAACCAAUAGUAGUAUACACUUAUAUGCGUGAACAGCUGUCUGUAACCAAUCAAGUGAUGCCAAGUUUUAGAGGUAACAUAACAUUGGGUAUAUAAGGAGCUCGCUAAGAGCAAUAAAGGUCUUUGAUCCAAGAUAUCGGAGUGCGUGCCGUCAAUCUCCUCAGUUCAGGGCAUUUAUAGCAGGACCCUUGUACCAGGAGAUGAGCGCUGGGAAGAGCUCUGUGGAUAAUGUCCUGGAAUCUGACAGACAGGAGCCAUCGCUGCUGUUAGAGGAAAUAUGGGGUGUCAGGAAAGAGCAUCGCACAGUGCCGCCGUUCUCCCGUGUCUGCUGGUUAUUGCAGCUGAGGUUUCUGCUAGGAACCGACUCUGCUACAAGAGCGACAGAACCUUCAUCACUCUGAACACGACACUUGGGGAGCAGAGCUGGUUUGGAGGAAUACGGAUGAGUUACACAGCUUGUCCAGAAUGGCAUUGAACAGGGAAGAAGCAAAACCGACUGGGAGGGUCCAAUUAUGGAAUUGCCUUGCUGAGGCAAUAUUCCUGACCCCUUCAGUGGUCAUUUCACAGCAGGGCUUGGCGAGAGGACCCAAAAUACACCGCAGGCACAGAGCGUCUUCCAAAAGCAUCAUUGGCCUUGAUUCCUCACAACUUCAAAUUGUCAUUAUUAAAUGUCCCUAAUAACAAGUGCUGCUGCUGUCAGCGAGGCGGCGGCGCUGCCCGGUGCGCAGGGGCCGAUCUCGCUGUUCAGAGCCUGCGCCAAGUCUGGCCCCGCGGGGGGACGGACGCCCCCAAUGUGGGUGUGAGGCCCAGGCACUGAACCCACAAUGUUAUACGUUGCAGAUAGAUCCAUAUCUGUAGAAUUCUCAGAAAAGCCGUGCACAUUCCUAACCAAUCACACUAGCUUGAUCUUUUACUGUGCAUGCGCCCCGAAACCCUGACUGCACUGUCCCACAAUCUUCUCCACGCCGCCUCGGGGGCCGCACAGCCCCGCACGGAGGAGCUGCCACGGUUCCUUCUGGCACUAAAGUUCAACCAUCGGUGCUCGUGUUUCUCGGUUCUCACAGCAUCACUUUGUUUACCAGACUCUUUGUGGUCUUCAACUCGCCCCACGGUGCCCGCGCGAGGUGAAUUUUGCUAAAAAGACAGUAAAUUUAACCAAGCACCUCCUUUUUCCAUAACAAAUUGGGGAAAGUCUCCUUUCUCAUAACAAGGUUGGUGAUCUCCAAUCUGACUCUGAGCUCCUUGUGAAAGCGUUUGUGCUUCGGGGCCUUUUUGCGGCUUUAUAACUCCAUGGGUUUAUGGUUUCUUUCAGCAGUCUCACACCGAUGCCGUUGGCAACAACCGGGCGGCGCCCCGGGCUCUGAGCACCGGGAUGUGAUCCAGCCUUAUCCCCAACGCGGAGCGCGCGUUCUUGGCUGCUCCCCGCGCCUCCCACCGCCGCCGGGCUCACCGGGAGGAGUCCUGCCUUCAUUCCCGGUCCGGAGCGCGUGACCCCGGGUGUUCCCCGCCCCGGUCCCACCGGGAUGCGGUACAGCCCGAAUCCCUAAUCCAGAGCCGGGGUUCCCGGCUGUUUCCCACACGGCCGCGCCGCUCCCGGGCUCACGGGGAGGCGUUCCUGCCUUCAUUCCCAACCCAGAGCGCGUAAUCCUGGGUUUUUCCCCGCCCCGGUCCCGCCGCUCCCGGUCUCACCGGGAUGCGUUUCAGCCCGGGCUGGAGGGACCUUAAGGCCCCGCCGGUCCCGCCCGUGCCGUGGGCGCGGACCCUGCCCGGGGCGCCUCCCGCCCCGCCCCCGCGGGGACGCGUUCCAGCCCC
Cuculus canorus (common cuckoo) is the source of this 5203-nucleotide messenger RNA. RefSeq names its product disintegrin and metalloproteinase domain-containing protein 9. Gene Ontology annotation, biological process: proteolysis. NCBI's taxonomy places the organism in Eukaryota, Metazoa, Chordata, Aves, Cuculiformes, Cuculidae. The record is from RefSeq and is a predicted model, not a curated record. Gene Ontology annotation, molecular function: metalloendopeptidase activity. The coding region runs from base 179 to 2569 and encodes 796 amino acids. The transcript is spliced from 22 exons. Gene Ontology annotation, cellular component: plasma membrane.